This is a messenger RNA of Aspergillus sclerotioniger CBS 115572, 1743 nucleotides long. RefSeq names its product putative FAD monooxygenase. The transcript has 7 exons. The record is from RefSeq and is a predicted model, not a curated record. Gene Ontology annotation, molecular function: FAD binding. Lineage: Eukaryota; Fungi; Ascomycota; Eurotiomycetes; Eurotiales; Aspergillaceae. The coding region runs from base 1 to 1743 and encodes 580 amino acids.
AUGGCACUGGGUGCUUCUGAUCAAUUUGACGUCGUAAUUAUUGGGGCGGGGCCGGCUGGGCUCAUGGCCGCUGUUUGGAUGGCUCAAACAGGUGUCAAGACCCUGGUCAUUGAGGAAAAGCCAAGGAGAACCUUGACUGGACAUGCAGACGGGCUUGAAAGCAGAACGUUCGAAAUCUUGAACAGCUUUGGCCUUGGUGAAUCAAUAUGGAUGGAAUCAAACAGGACAGUUGACGUCUGCUUGUGGAGCAGUUCAGCGUGCGGCCUUCAGAGGAAGAGUGUAUCUCCCAACUACAACCCUGGCUGGUCUAGAUUCCAAGAAGCCACUUUAUGUCAAGGUCGCAUAGAGAAGUAUCUCCUUAACUUUGUGAAGCGGCAUGGACAUAUGAAGAUAGAAUGGGCCACUGUGCCCACUUCACUAGAAUUAUCCAAGGAUCAUACGGAAACGCCCGGCGUUUAUCCUAUUGGACUCAAGAUUAACUCUUUCAGUACGAAAACAGGUGAACAGCCUCGAAAGACAAAGAUUGAGCCUGACAGAACGGUUCAGGCACGAUAUCUGAUCGGUUGCGAUGGUGCUCAUAGCUGGGUACGAAAACAGCUUGGUUUGGCCUUAGAGGGAGACCGAACUCCUGAUGGGCAUUGGGGAGUCAUUGAUUGUAUACCCAUCACGGACUUUCCUGAUAUUCGAAAGAGAUGCAUCAUCAAGUCAGAUGGAGGUAAUCUCAUGAUCAUACCCCGAGAGAAGAAGCUAGUCCGCUUCUAUAUUCAAAUAUCACCUACUGUUGCAGCUGGAUUCAAGGCCAACUAUUGCCCCUCAGCGUUGAUGACGGUGCUCAAGAAUAUCUUGCAACCGUACACAUUUGAUACUUCUCACACGGAAUGGUCCACGAUAUAUACUGUCGGCCAAAAACUCUGCAACACAUUUUCCGUCAAAAAUCGCGUUUUCCUCGCCGGUGAUGCUGUCCACACCCAUUCUCCAAAGGCGGGACAAGGUAUGAACGUCAGCAUGCAGGACACUUACAAUCUUGGCUGGAAGUUGUCUUCUGUUUUGAAGGGUGUAGCCCCACCUGAGAUCCUCUGUACUUACCAGGCAGAGCGGCUUCCCGUUGCGAAGAGAUUAAUCGCCUUUGACCGAAAAAUGUGUUCUGGCAUUUGUUCCGCCACCGGGGAAGAAUAUCCCGACAGCUCAAGCGAUAGAUUUUCCGACCUUAAAUCGACGCUUUCUGAGGAGAACACGUGUGCCUCCGGCCUUGGUGUGGUUUAUGGACCCGGUCUUUUAGUAACUUCAACAAACAACCAGGAAUUCAACCCAUGCGCAGAUGGGACACACCUUUGCUGCGCUCAUAGCAAACCCCACUUGGCCAGAAAUAUUAUCGUUGGCGGAAGGCUGCCCAGUCAACCUGUUCUUUGUCAGAGCGACUCUCGUCCCUGGAAUCUUCAGGACAGACUUGUUAGCACCGGCCAAUGGCAUUUGGUUAUAUUUGGAGGAAAUAUAACAGACCUCACCCAGAUGACUCGAGUGAAAAGGCUCACAGAUUCAUUCUCCCAUCCUGAAUCCUUAAUCAACCGCAUGGGAUUGACAGAUGGAAGCCCUGUCGGCUCAGUCGCCACAUACAUGGUUCAUUCUGCUCCACGGGAGGAGGUGGAAUUCAUGGACUUGCCACCAAUCCUGAGGCCUUUCGACAAUGUGACCGGAUAUGAUUACUCGCGGGUAUUUGCAGACAACAAGAGCCUAGACUUGUAG